Nerophis lumbriciformis (worm pipefish) is the source of this 1647-nucleotide messenger RNA. NCBI's taxonomy places the organism in Eukaryota, Metazoa, Chordata, Actinopteri, Syngnathiformes, Syngnathidae. The record is from RefSeq and is a predicted model, not a curated record.
AUGUCUUACUCGUCUGCAAGGAAGCUGACAUUCUAUGAGGCUCUGACCUUUGUCCUGCUGCUAGUCACACCCGCCUGCGUGUCCUCCCUGCACAGUGUUUCCUGGGUUUCUGCAAAGGAUCCCUACAGUGAAAGCACGUCAGGCCGUUCCACUCGAACCCGACGCCAGCUUUACUUUCGAAAUGAAUGGGCAAGUUGGAGCGGCUGGUCAGUAUGUUCAAGAAGUUGCGGUGCCGGUGCCUCUGUGCGCACACGAACCUGUAUCACUAGAAACCCAGUGGGCGGCCCAUGUGGAGGUGAUCCCAGACAAUACAAGAUCUGCAACACCAAAGAGUGCCCUCCUGGCUCUGAAGAUUUUCGAGAGAUGCAGUGUGUGGCUUUCAAUGGCAGACAGCUGGUGACGGGAAAUGCCUUCAAAUGGACUACCUUCCAUGGAGGUUCCAACCCCUGUGAGCUCAACUGCCUGGCCUUGGGUCAUAACUUCUACUACAACUUUGGCCGUGUGCUUGAUGGCACAGCCUGUGACAAAGUACCUGGGGCUGUGUGCGUCAACGGGCGCUGUCUGAAGCCUGGUUGUGAUUCCAUCUUGGGUUCAAAGGAGCAAGAGGAUGCCUGCAUGGUCUGUGGAGGGAAAAACACCACCUGCCUUCAUCACAGGAGUGUUUACCAGAGCAACGGCCUGGAGGCAGGACCUUUUGGAUACAACGAAGUGGCAAGGAUACCAGCUGGAGCCACUCACAUCCGAGUUACGGAUAACAGCAGGAAUUAUCUCGCACUCCAGAAUGGCCGCUCACAGUUCGUGAUUAAUGGUAACUGGAAGAUCAGUGUCCCGGGCGAGUACAAUAUAGCUGGGACCAAACUUUUAUACCGGCGGUCAGCUGAUACCUGGGAGAGCUUUGAGGUCCCGGGGCCAACCCAGGAAGACUUGCAUCUAAUGGUUCUGGCCACAGGCAGAAACCCAGGGAUUGAGUAUGAGUACUGGUUACCACCUGACCAGUACGACCUUCAUCAUGGGAGAAGUCCACUGCGUCAAGCUCACCACAGUUCCAACUACCUCCCCUGGCAGCAGGCAACCAGCGCAACCACAACCACCACGACCACCACAACACGACCUCCCACAGUGAGCACCCGUUCCCACUGGUUCGUAAAGCCGCAGAAGCCCGCACUGCACCCUCCCCGCCAUCCCGUUUUGCCUCGCCUGGAACGCGAGGAGAACCAUAGAAACCUGCUCCCUCAACCCUCGCCAGGAAGGCAUUGUGGGAAAUGUCGCAGAGUCAAAGGUCGAAGAGAACGCCAGAGGCAGUAUUGCCAAAAGGAUUUUAUUUUUCGAGCCAGAGUCUUAGGGAAGCUGUACAGAGGAGAGGAGACACGUUACGAUGUCCAGAUCCUUCACACUUACCGGAACGGCUUCCGGCUGGAGCACCGUGAGUUCCUUUGGGUCCCGAAUGUGUGUGACUGCCCCAACCUGGAGCGGGGCAAGCAGUACAUACUAAUGGUGCGCCGACACAUUAACUACGAGCAGACCCUAAAUCGCAUUCUACUAGAAGAGGACAGCUACGUGGUACCAUACAGACCGAGAGAGGAUGAGCUAGUGCGGGAACUCCAGAGACUGUGCGACAACAGAGGACAUAAACAUCACGUGGCGUGA